AUGUCGUCGAUUGAUGUGUCAGAAAUCUUGCGUGCUUCAACCGAGCCAUUAAAGAAGAAAUCUCGUACAAAUGGACUUGACGGUCUAUCGACAGCAACAGCAGAUACUGCCGAUAUUUUAGCAGCACUUGAAAGGGACAAUUCCCAGACUGAAAUUGUUGAUGAAACUACUGUAAAAAGGAUCAUUAUGCAAUUGGAAAAACGCUGUUUGAAAAAUCGUGAAAUGCGCAUAAAAUAUAGCGAUGAACCAACCAAAUUUAUGGACAGCGAAGUGGAUUUGAACUUAGCAAUUCAGGAGAUGCAUGUGCUUGCAACGCAGCCUGAACUUUACAAUAUUCUUGUGGAUUUAGGUGCCGCAUCCACAUUACUACAAUUAUUGGCUCAUGAAAAUUCAGAUGUACUCGAUUUCGAACCAGCGUAUGCAGAGCAGUGUGUGAGUCAAGGUCUUUUCACAUGGCUUUUGCGACGUGCAACACAGCGUGGCCCACUUGAUGCUAAUAAGAUGUUCGCGAGUGAAUUGCUUGCACUUUUACUCCAAUCAUCUGAAUCGGCCAGAAAAAAACUAACUGAUAAAAUUGAUGGCUUCGAUUUGCUUUUGAGGGCAUUAGCAAGCUAUAAACGACACGAUCCAAAUAGUGCAGAUGAACGGGAACAUAUGGAAAAUUUAUUUGACGCUGUUUGCGCCUCACUUCUCUAUGCAUCGAAUAGGCAAAAGUUCAUUGAUGGCGAAGGUCUACAACUGAUGAACUUAAUGCUAAGGGAAAAGAAACAGUCGCGAGAAAGUGCAUUGAAGGUGUUGAAUCAUGCAACGAAUGGAGUUGAAGGCAAGGCGAAUUGUAACAAAUUCAUCGAAAUUUUAGGUUUGCGUACUAUAUUUCCACUCUUCAUGCGCACACCGUCGAAAACUAAGCGCAAAGAUACAACACCAGAUGAACAUGAAGAGGACGUUUGUUCGAUUCUCUCGUCGCUGCUGCGAUCUUGCACUGAGGAUGGUCGUAAUCGUGUUCUAAUGAAAUUCGCGGAGCACGAGUACGAGAAAGUUGAUCGCGCUCUUGAAUUAUUGCUAAAAUACAAAGAACGAGUUGAUCGUUUCGAUUCUCGGGAAGCAAAGCGCAGUGAUGCAUCGAAGUUAUCCGACCAACAACUCGAGCAGCAAUACUUAGAUCGAAUGGAAUCUGGUUUGUACACACUACAGCGGAUUGCAUUGAUCCUUGCAGACGUCUGUGUGAAUGCAACUCCACAAUGCCGCCUUCGUGCUAAUCGACUAUUGCAAAUGCGUACUGGUUCCUCGAAAAUCAACAAACUUCUCAUACCAAUUCUCGAAGAGUACGAUAUCAAUUUGGCAGCUGAAGCGGAUGAAGAACGCAAAAGAACACGAUUACUGAUUGCGAGGCUCAGUGCUAUUGACAAGAACACUUGA
Molecule: messenger RNA, 1419 nt
Organism: Anisakis simplex (herring worm)
Lineage: Eukaryota; Metazoa; Nematoda; Chromadorea; Rhabditida; Anisakidae
Source: the annotation of a GenBank genome assembly